CCGUGGUCGGGCCAAAACCGUUUCCUGCACCCUCUCCAGAGCAGCCCCGCCGGCCAGCGAGGCGGCGCCACCAUGGCUGACAGCCGGGGCUCUGCAGGCAAGGAGACCUUGGGCUCUUCCAGUCCUAUAGUGCCUCCGCCGGAGGGAGCGGGCCCCGUGGCCGGGGGGGCGGCGGCCGCGGCUCCGGGCGGCGUGAGCGGAGGGCCAGUGGCCCGCGAUCCGCCGCCGCCGCCGCUGCCGCUGUGGGAAGCUCCGAGGAGGGGCCCCGCUCCGGCGCCCGGGGAGGCGGGGGGCGGGGUCCCCCCCGGCGGGCUGGCGCUGCGCUUCGACAAGCCCAUCAAGCAGGCCUUCUAUAACACGGGCGCGGUGCUGUUCGUGUGCCUGUGCUGCGGCGCCGCCGUGCUCGUGUACUUCAUCCUCGAGGCCUUCCUCCGGCCGCUGCUGUGGGCGGUGCUGUGCGGCACCUUCCUGCAUCCCUUCAAGAGCUCCCUCACGCGCCUGGGCCGCCGCUGGCUGCACCGCCUGCACCGCGCGCACACGCCCAUCGUGCUGGCCGCGCUGCUGCUGCCGCUCUGCUUUGCCAACUACGGCGUGGAGGCCCUGGGCGAGCAGGUGCUGCGGCGCCGCCGCCUGCUGCUGCUGCUGGGCGCGGGCGCGCCCCUGCUCUACGCCCUCUACCAUCUGGGCAGCUACCUGGGCGUGCAGGUGCUGCUGGCCUACGCCUGCUCCCUCAUCUGCCAAGGGCUGGAGUACUUCAACACCCUGUGGAUCUGGACGUUGGUAGUUGGCUAUGUGUUGGCUGUUUUAUUCAAGUGGAAUGCAAGUACUGAACGCUACUUGAGAGCAGUUUCAAUUCCUGUCUGGAUUAUAUUACUUUUCCAUUUAGCAUCUCUGGCUGGCUCCUGGAGGAUUCCAGUAUUCCUGGUCAUAGUUUUUCUGAUGUCUGUAGGCACUCUUUAUGAAAAGCAGAAUGAAAAAAUCUCCUCUGGAACAGAAUUACCUGGUCAGGUGAUUUCUAUUGCUGCUUCUACAUUGGCCACAUUUGCCAUAUCCAUUACAGGAUACGAACCAGGUCAGGAAGAACAUAAUUCAGCCCAGCAACCCACAGAAAUCUCAAAUGAUGGAGAGCCUACCGGUCCGGUUUCAUCUUCUUCUUCUGCAUCCUCCCCAUCUCCUACUAUGAACAGACAAAGAGCUGAGAUGGGAACAUUUCUUAGAAAGAAAAAAACCAGUGAUGUCUACUUUGUCACCCUUGUAUGGGCUAUCAUUAUAGUUCAGAUAUGGUUAAAUUUGUGGAUUGUCCAAUUACUUCCUGUGCCUGUUGCAGUCUGGAUACUCAAAAAACUUAUUAUACACUUUGGAGUUGUCAACUUCUUAAAGAAACGUUGCUAUGGUUGGUGGCAAAUUCUGGAAAAGUUUUUGAAGGAACGGCAAGAAGCUCUCACACCAUGGCCCAUUAUAGGGCUUGGAAAGUUCAUGUUAAAAGUUGAUAGUAAGCUCUGGCAUUGGCUUAAUAAGAAGAUGAUCAUAUGGUUGGAGAAAAUGCUAGAUAAAAUAAUCAGCAUUUUCAUCAUAUUUUUGCUAGUAAUAGGGACCCUUCUUCUGGCUCUACUCCUUACAGCAAAGGUGCAUCAAGAGAGUGUACAUAUGAUUCAAGUCACAAGCAACUUAAUCAAUGAGACUGUUGCCAACCACCCUGAAUGGGCGAAUUGGCUUCCUGAAGCUCAGGUAGUUCAAAGAGCUCUCAAUUCUGCAGCUAAUAACGUCUAUCAGUACGGACGAGAAUGGAUAACACAUAAGCUUCGUAAGAUUUUGGGAGAUAAAGUAAAUAAUACUGCUGUGAUUGAAAAGCAAGUACUAGAACUCUGGGACAGACUGUAUCACUCUUGGUUUGUAAAGAAUAUAACACAUUCUGGAAGGCAUAAAGGUCACAAGAUGACUAUAAAUCGUCAAAAUAGUUGGCUUGGAGAUAUUCUGGAUUGGCAAGAUAUUGCUUCCUUUGUUCAUGAGAACAUUGAGACAUUUCUUUCUAUUCUGGAAUCCCUAUGGAUAGUGAUGAGUCGCAAUGUGAGCCUGCUUUUUACUACAGUUACAACAUUACUGACAAUUCUUUUCUAUAGUGGGACAGCCCUUCUCAAUUUUGUGCUAUCUUUGGUAAUUUUCUUGACCACACUAUUUUAUUUAUUAAGUUCCAGUGAUGAAUAUUAUAAACCAGUGAAGUGGGUAAUUAGUCUGACACCACUGUCUCAGCCAGGCCCUUCAUCUAACAUAGUUGGUCAAUCUGUGGAAGAGGCCAUAAGAGGUGUGUUUGAUGCUUCCCUGAAAAUGGCUGGGUUCUAUGGAUUGUAUACUUGGUUGACUCAUACCAUAUUUGGAAUCAAUAUUGUCUUCAUCCCAUCAGCAUUAGCAGCAAUACUUGGAGCAGUACCAUUUCUGGGAACAUAUUGGGCAGCAAUACCUGCAGUCUUGGACCUAUGGCUUACUCAAGGAGAAGGAUGUAAAGCCAUCUUGCUUCUGGUUUUUCACCUCCUGCCAACCUACUUUGUAGAUACUGCAAUCUACUCUGAUAUAUCAGGAGGAGGCCAUCCUUACUUGACUGGUUUAGCAGUGGCUGGUGGAGCAUACUACCUAGGCCUGGAAGGAGCCAUCAUUGGUCCCAUACUUCUCUGUAUUCUGGUAGUUGCCUCCAAUAUCUAUAGUGCCAUGUUACUAAGUCCAACAAACCCUACACCCACGCCAAGUCAGACACUUUGGUGUCUACAGACACAAAGAGGAAUUUCUGAAGAUGCAAAAUCAUCAGAGUGAUGUUGUACCAACUUCUUUAAGAAAUUCUCCUUCCAAUGAGUUUAGAACAGCGAUGGACUUCUGUCCUUCCAGCUGUAAUGAUCAAGAAAGGCCCAGUGAAGUGGCAUUUUGGAAAGAAAAUGUGUCUGCUGGCCUACAUAUGGAGCACUUUGAUUUGCAAGAAAGAACAAAUGCUGCUGAUGGAUUUGCAUAUUGACAUGCAACCUUACAGCAGAGAAACUUGUUUCAUGACUUCUUUUUUUUUUUUUAGAAAAUGACCUUGAAAAGUUUUAAGUUAUUCACUGGAGGCAUGACUGUUACCUAUUGGAACAGCUGACUUGGAAGUUUUCCUCUAUGGUAAUCGGUUUUGUUCAAAUAGCUUUGAAACGGGCAAAAUCAUAGCUGUUUUUUCCUAAGGUGUCCAGGAAAAUGAAGGAUAUAUGUGCUUAAAAUAAUUUUAAGAGCUCUAAAGUACCUGUUAUUAAAAGUACAUAUAAUUAAUUUAUUUUGCUUUUAAAAAUUUGUUUUAACAUAUUUAUAUAACCACUUUUCCAUGAAGAGUGCUUUCAAGAAACUUAAGAGAGUUGCAGUAUUCAACUGUAUGAGGAAGAAGGAUAAUGAUCUUUCUAUCCUCUUUUCCUGCCUUCUUACCUUUGUUAAGAAAGAACAAACUGUAUAGAAACAGCUGACUUGGAAUUUAGAUUUUACCCUUGGGUGACCCAGAAAGACAUUCUUAAGGAUAAAAACAUAGCCACAUUCCUGACAUUGAAAUGAACUACUUUGUUUGAUUGCUUUUGCUAGCCCUGCAGUCAUUUUUAAAAAUAGGAUGCACAAUUACAUGUUUCCCCCCCCCCCCCACUUUGUUUUAAGUGGAGAUAUCAAGUACAAUAAUGGUUUGAUUUCUAAAUCCAGCUUUUUUCUUCACAUUUGAAAUUUUGCUCACAUCAUUUAUUUAUUUUUAAUAAUAAUGCCUUAAGUUUAUGGGACACAUUUAGCUUUUUAAAGUUAUUACUGUUAAACCAUUUUUCACCCGCACAGACUGAGCGAAUAUUAUUGUCCCUGUUUUGCCGAUUAGAAUAUUAUGGUUGUAUGCAUCAUUUUAGAGUUAGAAGAGAUCUCUGUCAUUUAAUGCUAUUCUUUUGUUUUAAAGAUGAGGAAGCUGAGGUCCAGAAUAGUUAAAUGCCAUGCCCAACUUCUCAUAUGUGAUAAAGUAGUGAUGUUGGGAUUGGAAUUCAGGUCUUCUGACUCAAAAAAUCUGAUGUACUUUCUAUUGUACCACAUUGCCUAGUGAAUGCUUCCAAAUCUAUAAUUUAAUUAAUGUGGAUGCUUCCUGCAAAUUUAUAACACUUCCACACCUUAGUCUUUAAUAAAAGAGUUUCCUGAAUUAUUAUAGCCAUAAAACUUUAAUUAGCUAGAAGCCAAAUUUCUGGUGAUGAUCAACCCCUAUAAAUUUAGUUGAGCUUGUCUUUGGUUGGCUAAAUCCUUUCAGAGUUUAUCUUCCAUUUGUAUAGCCUUUCAGAGUCAGGGUCACCUCCGUACCAUAAUGGAACAAAGGUAGAGGAUUUCAGGAAAGGACAUUUUUACAAUAUUUUAAGUUAUUUUAUAAAGCCUAUGGUUAUUUUUUUUCUUGCUUCAUCAUUUACUCCUUUGAUAUCAGCAUUAAACCAGAUUUCAAUAGAUGGCUCUUAUUUCACCAGCUAGAUAAUAUUCCAUUGAAUACAGAAAUCACAAAGAUAAUCCAGCUUUAGUACAUCAGUCAUGAGUGGGUUAGACUUCAAGUAAGCUAUCAAAUAAAUGACAGGCAAAAUAAAAACCGUUGAAGUAAGUAUUCCAUUUGCUGUCUUGAAAUUUGUGCAAAACUAGGAUAUAGACAAUUUCUGUUACAUUAAGGAUUUGUCUAGAGGUCCCCAACUAUAGGACAAGUAGGCUGAUCUUUCUGACUGCAGCUUCACAUUCUUAUUUGUGCCUCUUCUAUUUAUUAGCCUACAUUACCUGAAGCAAGUAAUAUUACCUCUCUGAAUCUCCACUUUCUGUAAAAUGAAGUAAUGUAAUUAAUCAUAUGAUUUCUUAUCUCUAGUUUCAAUGAUUCUCUGCUGUUUAAUUGGCACUUUUCUCUCCUUAAUAUGUGGUCCAAAAUAAGUCUCCAAUGUUUUUAUGUCAAGAUAAAAGAAGAACAGACUUAAAAGUAUUGUGAAUUCCUUGCAAAAUUUUUAAAAAUAAGAAUGAUGGCAUGAUUGAUAUAUCAGAACUCACCAAGAAGCAGUUAAACAUGCCUUUAUGCUUUGCAGAAAAGAAAUUGUUUAAUUUUCUUAAAAACAGCCUAAAGUUGUUGGUGUACAUUUUUUUGAGGUAUAUGAUUUGGAGCUUUUCAACUCUGAAAAAUACACACACAAACACACACAUCCUUACGCUGAUUUGAUAUGAGUAAAUUUUAAGAAAUUUACUCAAGGUCUUUUCAGUGUCUGUUCAUCUUUCACCUUUCAUUCUUCAUUUAAUGAGCUCUAGCUUGUUUUAGAAUAAACUCAGCUAGUGCAUGGCCUGAGCUAGUGGCUAAAGAAAUCCAAAGAUAAAUAAGAAGUAACUGUCCUCAAAGAGUUUCUGAUCUAAAAGUAGUCUUUAUCCAUGACAAACUUUUUUUUCUAUACAAAUAGGGUUCAAGCACAAAUAUUUUGUUCAGUGUAGUCACAUUACAGAUGAUUCUGUAAUGGUGAUUAACAACACACAUGUAACAUGUACAACCAGAGAUUAGGCAAAAACAUUCUCUGUUACUACUUAAGAUUUAUUCAAUUUCAUCAAAUUCUAAUAAAAACAGAUGGCAAUAGCUACCCCCACAACAUUGGUUAUAUUAAUUGAGCAUUUAUUAAGAAGCAUCCUGGCAUAGUGAGUAAACAAUAAGCUUUGAAGCCAGGAAGACCUGGGUUCAAGUUGCCUUUGGUAUUAUGCUCUAAGGAUGCUGAGCAAAUCAGUUAGUGUUCUUUACAUUUUCACGAGACCAUAAAUUACAAAGAAGACAUCAUCCUGAAUUGGUAGAGGUAGUUUCCUUACCUGGAAGAUCUCUAUACCAGUGAAAUCACAGCACCAGCCUACCUGUUCAUUAAGUUCCUACCACGUGUCUGCAGGGCACUGAACUGAGUGUUGAGCUAAAUUCAGAAAUUAAAACACAGUUCUACCCUUAAGGAGCUUACAAUUUGGUAAAAACUGGUACAUAAGGAAAUAUAAUACAAGUUCUAACAAGAUAAAUAGGAAAGUUCAAAUACAGCAUGGCAGCUUGGGGAAGAAGAAGAUGAUGAAUACCUUUGUGCUCAGCCCCACAUUAAGUAAAUAAGGCCCAUCUUCUAAUAGUUGAGCCCUAUUAUACAUUAACUAAUAAUUUAUUAGUUAUUAUUUUUGUAAGACUUUCAUUUACUUUUAUCAAAAAUUUCCAAAUCCUCUUUCAAGAGAGUUGAAUAGUUGUGAGGCAUCAUUAAUUAUAAAUGAAGUUCCUAUCCCAGGUAUGUCAUUUGUUCCAAAGCAAAACUUAAGCAAAAUUGUUUAACUUCUGAGCCCCAGAUCCCUUAUCUACAAAUUAAAGCUAGUCCUUCUCUGUCUUUGAAGGUUUUCAUGAGACUCAACAGAAAAUAUUAUUUGUAAAAGCACUUUAUAAGUUGUAAAGCACUGUUACAGAUAUACAAUAUUAGUAUUGUUAUUGUUAAUGUUAUUAUUAUUGCUGUAGUUUCACUCAUAGUGACCAUUAUUUCUUGAUUAUCCAGAAAUGCCAAAAAUGUGUUUAUCAAGUACCUGCUUGUAUCCACUGUAUUAUUUUUUUAAAUAACUCCAUGUUUAUGUCUAAUUUACUCCAAGCUUCAGAAUUACCCACCUAUCAGAAGAUAUGGAUAUAUUCAAUACCUAGUUCUUAAUAUUAGAUUCUAAGAAAGGUGGUGGGCUUCCACUUCUGAUUUUCUGGACAGGCUGUCUUCUCAAGCACCCAGUGUUCUGUCCAUAUCAUAAACUUCUAUUCCCUCUGUGGGCCUGCUAAACCUUCCUAAUGCUAGGAUUUGUAUACCAAUGGAAGUAUCUUCUGCCCAGUGCUUUCUAGUUUAGAUAACAGCUAAUGAGGAAUAACCUUAUAAUUUUAUUUUUAAUUAAUGUCAUAUAUUUAGGCUUAAUAAAUGUUUUUUUUUUCUUUUGAAGGUAAUUAUUUGAAAAUAUAUUGUAUCUAAAACCACUAGGCAUCUUCUUUUUUUAAUAUACAAAGAAGAUUACUUCCCUGAACUCUCCCAUAUUCAGACCACAUUUGGAAUAUUGUAUUCAGUCCUAUUGACACCACAUUUUACCUGAAGAAUGCUUAGGAGAGAGUAGUCAAGAUAGUGAGGAUGCUUAAAACCAAGCAAUAAGGUAUAACAAAGAAAAAGUUUUGAAGAGUUAUUAUAUAGAAGGAUGAGAGUCUUUUUGGCCCCAGAGAGGAGAUAUAAGACCAAUAGAAAGAAUCUCUUAAAUAGGCAGCUUCUUAAAUAUUAGAACUGCCCAAACAUGAGAUUGGAUGCCUUAUGUAAUCAUAGGUUUCCUGUCAUUGUAGAUUUUCAUGAGAAAGCUGUGUGACAUGUUCUUUGGAGAUGAUCUAGACAAGAUUCAGUGUGUAGAAGGGCUGUGCCAUUAUGACCUCUGAAGGUCCCUUCAACUAUCAAGAUACCUAGUUCCUAGCACAUACUAAGCACUUAAUAAAUACUUUCUUUGCCUAGGUUUUUUAAAAUAAUCAAAACUAUUUUAAGCCAGAAUACAUCUCCUUCCUAAUGCCUUGUAUCUUUCUAAAAUAAUAUUUUAUCAGGCUUUUGUGAGAUAUAUAUAUAUAUACACAUAUAUAUAUAUGAAAUAUGAAUCAAUGAAAACAUUACUAUGAUAUAUUAAUUCCUUCAGUAAAUUUCAUAGAUUUCAAGGUGAUAAUUUAAGUUUCAUAUUGGUUGUUAGAUCCUUAAGUUAUUAUGAAGGACAAUUCCUUUAUUAUAUGCAAGGUACUUUUAUUGAAGUGAUGAAUUUUUGCCUAAUAAUAGCCCUACCAUAUGAGCUUGAUAACUUAUUAUAUUCCACUUAUAUACAUUAGUUAUCUCAUUUAUUCCUCAUAACAAGUAAGGCAAGUAUCAUUAUCUCCAUUUGAUCUCUCCUUACAGAAUUUAUGACUUGCCUAAGUGCCAGAACUAGGACCAAAGCCUGCCUCUUGGUUCCCUGUCCAGUAUUGUUGCCCAUUAUACUCUGCUGCUGCCUUGUCUACCAGUGCACUUAUUAAUCUGUGGACAGCUGACAUUCUACCUCUCGCCCUACCAACACCCCAAUCCUUGUGUUUUUUUGUUAGUUUUUUUUCUUGAGUAAAAUUAUCAUUGUUUUGGUGAACUGUGGUAUCCCAAAACACCAAAUAUAAUGGAAUUUCUUUCUCACUAUAAAUUACUAAAACUGAAGAGUGCUUCUGACAGUCAAUCUCCAUUUUUUACGUUUGAAUUUUCCUUUUGAAAAUGCAACUAAAAUAUAUAGAAUAUCAUUGUGAAUUUUAAAAUUAUUUUAAAGUAAGAAAUAUAUCCCUUACUCUAGAGAGCAUCUAACAGUCCACUCAAAUCUUCCACAUUAGUAAUUUUGUCUCUCUGGUCUUUAUCUAAAUGAUCUUCCAGGUUAGGGAGAUAACAGAUUUUUGAUGGUAGGGUAAGAAAACAUACUAAGUUAUAUUUAGUGCUGACUUUUGAAGGGGAAAAGAUUGUUGGAUAUUUGGUUGCAAUGCAUGGUAGUGAAGCUCUCUCUGCCAAACUGGAAUAGACUCUAAAAGAAAGGACAAAAGAAAGUUAACAAAUAUCUUUUAACAUCAAAUUUAAUUUUUAAGAUUUAGUUAAAUCAUUGUAUAGCUAAAGAAAGCUCCCUUAAUAUGUAGGACUACCAGAAUGCCUGUAUCAAUCAGAUUUAAACACAGGUUUCCACAUUUUAAAAACAAAAACAAAAAAAGCCUAUUUAGAAUAAGGACUCUUAACCUGGAUCCAUAAAGCUCCAUGGAUAGAUUUCAAGUAAUCCCCAUGAACUUGGAUAGGAAGAAAAAUUAUAUCUUCCAUUUUUACGAACCUCUAAUUGAAAUAAAGAAUAUCUUUUAAUUAGUAAUUUUUAGAAAUUAUUCUGAGAAUCCCCCGAAUGUCUAGGAACUCCUAGUCUAGAAGUAUGACAUAGAUUUUACAAGUAUAGAAUAGCCUUAUGUGUCUUAAAGGAACAAAUUCUAUUAGCAUACCAAUAGAAUAGUAUUUUAGAGCUAGAAGGAAUGAAUUCAUGUAACUUCUUCAUAGCAGAGCAGAAAACAGGCCCACCCAUAUGAAUACUGUUAAUAGUGAUGACAGAGAAUGUUUCCUGUGAAGUAGUAUGACAUCCACACACAGUCCCUCACCACCAGCAACCACAAUUGGCAGAAUACUUAAUUUUACCCAGGAGAAAGCUUGUAUAUUGGUGCUACAUAUUUUAUUUCUCUUUCCAGCUGUCCUUUUUCAAUUUGUUCUGUUGACAUUGUUGUUAAAGAAAUUUUUAAUCUCCUAAAAUUUUGAACACUUCAGCCCUUUUUAACAAAAUAGUUUUGUGCUCACUCCUGCUUAGGAACAAUUCAUUUCUAUGAACCUUCAUGGUUUACAGAGCAUUUUUAUGUCCAUAGUUUCAUUUGUGUCUCAUAUAAUAAGCCCAUGAGUUAGAUUGAUUCAAGUAUGUUUUCAUAUUAUAGAUGAAGAAACAAGAAUAGUGAAAUAACUUGUCUAAAGUUAAUAAACUAAUGAAUUGAACUAGAAUUGGGACAUAGACAUCUGAUUUAAUAUUUUGUACUGCUUACACUAUACCAUGAUACCUCUCCAGCGUACUUUAUUCUUUUGUUCAGCUCCAAAUAAAGGCCCACAAUGGCAUGGAAUUGAAUUGCAAGUGCAUUUGUUCAUCAGAAUUCCCAAUUUUUUGGUGACCAAGUAUGUGUAUCAGUCCUUGUGUCUGUUUUCAGCAAAUCUGUUGUCCAUUCCAAUGACACCCUUGUGUUUCAUGUCAUAUAUAUCAUUUGAUUUUGGAAUCAAGAUAUGUAGCAGCAACGGCAUAUGUAACAAACUUGAAAAUAUCAACUCUGAGUCAGCAUAUUUCAAAACAAAGCAGAAAUAGUCUGAAAUUAGAAACAAAAGCAGAAUGGAGGUAGCAAAAGCACUCUUUCUUACACAAAUGAUAAUUUCUUAGCUUUCAACUUCUUUUGACAAGGUGCCAAUGUCAUUUCUUUGUAAAUGAAAACUAUAUUUUGAAAUAAAUUUAUCAGUGUUGAAUGUUUAAAAUACGAUUAGUGAUUUAAAUGAAAUUGUAUCUGUAUCAAGUGGCAAAAAAAAAAAAAAAAAGCUCCAUUCUAAUAUGGAUAAUGAAGAAAAGCUUAAAACAAA
Sarcophilus harrisii (Tasmanian devil) is the source of this 10178-nucleotide messenger RNA. RefSeq names its product transmembrane protein 245 (gene TMEM245). Lineage: Eukaryota; Metazoa; Chordata; Mammalia; Dasyuromorphia; Dasyuridae. The transcript has 18 exons. Bases 73 to 2805 code for a protein of 910 amino acids. The record is from RefSeq and is a predicted model, not a curated record.